CCACUUCCGCUCCUGCGCACUAGAGUUCUAGGGAGCCGGUGCUACCUGGCGGAAAUGGCUACUUCCCGGUUACCCCCGGCGACACUGACGUUAAAGCAGUUCAUGAGAAGGCAACAAGUUCUCCUUCUCUACAGAAGGAUUUUGCAAGCAAUUCGCGAAGUUCCAAAUGAUUCUGAUCGCAAAUACCUGAAGGACUGGGCAAGGGAAGAAUUCAAAAGAAAUAAAAGUGCCACUGAAGAGGACACAAUCCGGAUGAUGAUUACUCAAGGCAAUAUGCAGCUCAAAGAGCUAGAAAAAACCCUUGCUUUGGCAAAAUCUUAACUGUAGCAUCAUUCUGAAAGACUGAAUUUCAGAGUUUCCAUGUGUAUCGUUGAGCUGAUUAGACUCAAUGAUGGGCAGUCUAAAAGCAAGUCAAACUGUUCAGUACCUGGGAGAAUGUCAGGACACGGAGCACGGCAGGUCAGAGCAAACAAAAGCACAUCAGAACAAUCGCCUUAACACUGAAAAACAUACCCUUGAAAAUGUUUUUGCAAAUGUUUUUGGAUAUGUCAGCAAUUCAAGUAGCAAAAACCAGUACAAGUGGUCAGCACGUACAAUCCUCAACAUCAUUAACCCUCUGGGAAAUGCAAAUUGAAACCACACUGAAACAGUAACUACCUCCACUGGAAUAAAUACAACUAAAACAGUUAGUAGCAAAUAUUGAUAAAGAUGUAGGGAAAUUGGACCCCUCAUAUGUGCUGUGGGAAUAUCAAAUGGCACAGCCACUCUGGAAAACAAACUGUCAGUUGCUUCAAAGAUUAAGUUACCACACAAGUCAGCAGUUUCCUCCUAGGUUUAUAACCAAGAGAACUGAAAAUCUUUCUAUAAAAAACUUGUACGAGAAUAUUCAUAGCAGCAUUAUUCAUAAUAGCCAAGAAGUAGAAGCAAUCCAGAGGCCCAUCAACUGAGAAAACGAUUAAAUACGAUGUCUGUAGAAUAUUAUUUAGCAAUAAAAAGGAAUGAAGUACGGAUAACAUGUCUGCUACACAUGGAUGAACCUGAGACCAGUCACAAAUGAUCACACGUUGUACGAUUCCAUUUAUAUGAAGUAUCUAAAAUAGGAAGAAAGAGGUGGUUGCCCAAGUCUGUGUGGAUAGCAUGGCAAGUAAUUGCUAAUGGAUAUGGGGUUUCUUUUCUGAGUGAUGAAAACAUUCUAAAGUUACAGUGGGGCUCCUGGUUGCAUAACUCUGAUUAUACUAAAGUCCAUUGAAUCGUAUAUUUUGCAUGUAUGAUAUAUGAAUUAUACUUCAGUAAAGGUUUUACG
This is a messenger RNA of Lutra lutra (Eurasian river otter), 1303 nucleotides long. It is a transcript of the gene LYRM2, whose product is annotated as LYR motif containing 2. The transcript has 3 exons. Bases 55 to 321 code for a protein of 88 amino acids. The record is from RefSeq and is a predicted model, not a curated record. Gene Ontology annotation, cellular component: mitochondrion. NCBI's taxonomy places the organism in Eukaryota, Metazoa, Chordata, Mammalia, Carnivora, Mustelidae.